AUGGAAAGCUCUAAUGGUGAUGUGAAGGCCUAUAUAUCUGCUGUUAUAUUUGAUUUGGACGGAACCCUAUUAAGCACAGAGCAAGUGACAAGGGAUAUUCUGAAGGAUUUCUUAGCAAUAUUCGGUAAGGUGCAGGAUAAGGAGAAGGAGAAGAAGAGAUUGGGUAUGGCCAACAAGGAAGCGGCAAUUGCCAUUGUCAAUGAUUAUGAACUUCCGCUCACGCCUGAACAGUUUACCAUAGAAAUCAUGCCCAUGUACCAUGGUUUAUGGCAACAAGCCAAAGCACUUCCAGGUGUCAAUCGUCUUAUGAAACAUCUUCGUAAGCAUGGAGUGCCGUUUUCCCUUGCUUCAAACUCUAUAACGAAAAACAUUGAUGCAAAAAUUUCUCACCAUGAAGGUUGGAAAGAAAACUUUGCAACAAUUCUUGGAAUUGACCAAGUCAAGUCAGGGAAACCCUCCCCAGAUAUGUUUCUGGAAGCUGCAAACAGAAUGAGUGUAGAUCCAGCCAAUUGCCUAGUGAUAGAAGAUUCCCUCGUUGGUGUCAAAGCAGGAAAGGCUGCCGGAAUGAAGGUUGUGGCUGUGCCAUCACUCCAAGUAGAAAGUCACUUAUAUUCUAUUGCCGAUUCCAUACUUCAUUCGCUUCUAGAGAUUCAGCCACAACUAUGGGGUCUACCAAAAUUUGGAGACUGGGUUGAUAAUACUUUGCCAAUUGAACCCAUCCGUAUAACAGGUCUAUUUAGCAAUGGGCUACUCCUGGAAUAUGAAGAUGGUGGAUGGUCUGCUCUUCCUGAUCAAGUUUGGGGACUCUACAUUGGAUGGGUGAAAUUUGACGAACAGAAGGUAUCCAAGGGUGUAAUCAGUGUAGGAUGGGACUUGAAAUGUUGUGAUUCGAAGAGAAAAAUUCAAGCAUGUACAGUUGAGGGUAACGACGAGACCAUAAAUGACAGUAAGAUGCAGAUACUGCUUGUGGGCUACCUUCGAAGAUCAUGUCACGUGGGAAAUAUGCUGGAGAACCUAGAAAUACUCGAAGAAGACAUAUUGGCUGCCCGCGCCUCCUUGAAUUUGCCUGCGUUUUCCUACAAUUCAUUGAAUGCUUUCUUACAAGGAGAUUCUGUUGAAGAUAGUUUUACUGCCUUGAAUGACAAUCACUAA
Messenger RNA from Fraxinus pennsylvanica, 1152 nucleotides. The record is from the annotation of a GenBank genome assembly. Lineage: Eukaryota; Viridiplantae; Streptophyta; Magnoliopsida; Lamiales; Oleaceae.